AUGUCGCGCGCGACGUCCGGCCAGGAUCAACCAUUCACGCUUAUUCCAUUCUUCGACUGCUUUAAUCACGCAAACAAUGGCGAUGAGUGCAUUCAGGAAUAUGACUCCGUGAAGGGCUUUACAGUGCACACGACAAAAGCGUACGAAGAGGGCGAACAAAUUUUUAUAAGCUACGGCAACCACGGGAAUCUUCGGUUGCUCCGCAAUUACGGCUUCACGGUUGCUGCAAACCCAUUCGAUGUCGUCGACCUACCGAUGCCAGAACUGUUGCAGCAGCUGAAUCCAGCAAACCCAGCUUUUACUCGAAAACGCGAGGUGUUGUUAUCUGCAGCCGGCACUCAAGUCGAUAGAUUAGUUCUGAACCAUGUGAGGAUCCAGCACGAUGGAAGCAUUGAUCCAAAUGCGAAGCUAUGGUUGGCGAUUCUGCUCGCUGCACCAGCAGAACUGGAUGACAUUAUUAGAGAAGCAGUUACAACGAGGGUGUCAGGAGAGGAGAUGGCCCCAUCGAUUGUGCUUCCGCCCACGUUGAUGCGCAAGGUCGACGACGUACUCAACGACCUGGUGACAAGUAAACUCAAGCAGCAUUCUUCUUCGUUCGAGGAAGACGCAACGUUUCUCCAAAACAAUGAUCAGCGCAUGGCACCGUGGCUGCGGUCAUGCCUGCACAUCCGGAUGAGCGAAAAACAAGCGCUCAUGCGCACAAUAUCGACUCCAGCUGAAUAA
Peronospora matthiolae is the source of this 723-nucleotide messenger RNA. The record is from the annotation of a GenBank genome assembly. NCBI's taxonomy places the organism in Eukaryota, Oomycota, Peronosporomycetes, Peronosporales, Peronosporaceae.